This is a messenger RNA of Dendrobium catenatum, 724 nucleotides long. RefSeq names its product FCS-Like Zinc finger 13-like. The transcript is spliced from 2 exons. The coding region runs from base 83 to 505 and encodes 140 amino acids. Lineage: Eukaryota; Viridiplantae; Streptophyta; Magnoliopsida; Asparagales; Orchidaceae. The record is from RefSeq and is a predicted model, not a curated record.
CCAACCUUCUCUUUCCACCACCACUACAACCACCACCAUCGCCGUCUUCUCUUUCUCCGGCACCUAAAACCUGAAUCCAGCUAUGUUGACCCAGCGGCCCGCCCACAAACUCCCCAGCCCGAUCUCCGCCGGCCAACACACCGCUUCACCAGGCACAGCAAGCCCACUGGAACGAAAUCCUCUGUCCCCUAAAGGAUGGAAGAAGAGAGAUUCCGACGGUGUGGGGCUUAGCAUAGUGUCCAAGCUCGAAACUUUCGCCGGAGAUCGGCGACGGAUGCCCCAUGUCGGCUCGGAGGCGAGCUGCGGUGGAAAGCGGUCGCUGGCCGCAGCCGGAGAAUUUCCGGUGGCUGAUUUACUUAGCUGCUGCUAUCUGUGCAGGAAAAGUUUGCACGGGAAAGAUAUCUACAUGUAUAGGGGGGAGAAGGCAUUUUGCAGCAAGGAGUGCAGAUAUGAACAAAUAGUAACCGAUGAGUUUCUAAACAAAAAAGGGAGUUUGAAGUUUUGAGGAGGGUUUUUUUCUCAAGCACUUCCUUCUCCGGCAACGGCGACGGCCGCUGUUCUCCGCCGGAGUCACGGCGGCGUAGUGUUGUAGAUUAGACAAAACUGAUCAGAAUGAGCAAUGAAAAAGAGGAAUAUUACUAAGUAAUUGUAAGGGAAAAUUUUUGGAAUUGUAAAAUUCUUCUUUUGAAGCUUAAAUAUCUGUAAUGAGAAAGCUUUCGUGAAA